This is a messenger RNA of Aspergillus ibericus CBS 121593, 1129 nucleotides long. RefSeq names its product DUF846 domain-containing protein. The record is from RefSeq and is a predicted model, not a curated record. Gene Ontology annotation, cellular component: Golgi membrane. NCBI's taxonomy places the organism in Eukaryota, Fungi, Ascomycota, Eurotiomycetes, Eurotiales, Aspergillaceae. The coding region runs from base 322 to 900 and encodes 192 amino acids. The transcript has 3 exons. Gene Ontology annotation, biological process: vesicle-mediated transport; protein secretion.
GGCUCGGAGUCAUUCAGUCCGGCCAUUGGACCUCCCACAAUCCCUUGCAGUAAGAUGCAUGAUAUGCACAUUGCUCUAGGACAAGAUCACUUGUAGCAUAACCCAGCUGUCUGCACUCUGCACCGCGUGAAACGGCGCGUGUCGGAGAUGCUGCGGAGUGUCAAAUACCCGGAGUGGAGUCAUUCUGCCGGCCCCCACCGCCGCGCCUGUCGACACGCAGCAUCAACGCCAUCCCGCCAAUGUCACCAUCUCCAGGAGGCUGCUUGACGCCGUCCAUCUUGCGCAUUUGACAUUUGUCAGGGAGCUGAUUAUACUCUCGCUAUGGAACAACAACCGCUUCAACCGCAGCAGGGCGACCUGAACUGGCGUCUCAGUGCUCAUCCCAUUACCCUCAUGUUCUUUCUGGGCUUCCGCAUCAGCGCCCUGCUGAUGUACCUGUUUGGCGUGCUCUUUAUCAAGAAUUUCGUCCUCGUCUUCAUUCUCACCCUCCUUCUCCUCUCCGCCGACUUCUACUACCUCAAAAACAUCGCCGGUCGUCGCCUCGUCGGUCUCCGCUGGUGGAACGAAGUCAACACCUCCACCGGCGACUCACACUGGGUCUUUGAGUCCUCCGAUCCCACCACCCGGGCCAUCGCCGCCACUGAUAAACGUUUCUUCUGGUUGAGUCUGUACGUGGCCCCGGCGCUGUGGAUCGGCCUGGCCGUUUUGGCUAUCAUCCGGUUGAGCAGUGUGAUCUGGUUGAGUCUUGUUGCAAUUGCCCUCGCAUUGACCAUCACCAACACGGUGGCAUUCUCCCGCUGCGAUCGGUUCAGUCAGGCGUCGACAUUCGCGAACAGUGCGCUUUCCGGGGGCAUUGUGAGUAACCUUGCGGGGGGUCUGCUGGGCAGACUCUUCAAGUAAGAUGUUACUGGAAAAUUGAAUUGAAAUAUAACUAUUGGGAGUCGGAUCGGAUUCAUGCUGGAUGUGGAUUCGGGGUUCUUUCUGUUUAGUCGUUUUGUUCUGGGAUUGUGGAUUGUGGUGGCUGUUUGACUGGGGAAGUUACUGAUGGAGGAAAGUAAUGGUGGGGGUUUUGUCUUGCGGGUUAUAGCGUGUAUGGCUUAGAUUGCUCAAUUGAUUGUAUUGUACUCUU